AAGUGUGUCCCCAGCGGCGGCCCGUGCGGCGCUCCCGCGAGACGCUUACCUGCGCCCCAGGUGAGUGCCGAGGGGGGCGGGGAAGGGGCUGAGCCGGAGGCGGCUCACCUGGCGGGACAGGUGCCUGGCUGCAGCAGACCAUGCAGUGAACCAUGCCACGCCCUGGACAGCCACGCCCAUCAUCUGGGCCUCCGCGCUUGGGACCCUGGGAGCGGCCAACGGAGUUAUGUCUGGAAACAUAUGAGCCACCCCAACCGCCACCAAACCGUCGCACUCGUAGGCCAGACGCCAAGGACCCUGGUCACCAUGGGCCAGAAAGCAUUACCUUCAUCUCUGGCUCUGCUGAGCCAGCUGCUGAGCCCCCUACCUGCUGUCUGCUCUGGCGACCCUGGGUGUGGGACUGGUGCCGAGCUGCCUUCUGCUUCCGCCGCUGCUGGGAUUGUCUCCAGCGCUGUGGAGUCUGUGUGCGGGGCUGCAGCCCCUGCUUGUCUGCUGGGGACUCCACUGAAGGGGCUGCUGAAGCCAACUGGGCCAAGGAGCACAAUGGAGUUCCUCCAAGUCCUGACCGUGCACCCCCCAGCCGGCGGGAUGGCCAGCGGUUCAAGUCAACCAUGGGCAGCAGCUUUAGCUACCCUGAUGUCAAGCUCAAAGGCAUCCCCGUAUAUCCCUACCGCCAUGCCACCUCCCCAGUCCCAGACACAGACUCCUGCUGUAAGGAGCCACUGGCCGAGCCCCUACCCACACGACACAGCCUGCCAAGCACCUUUGCCAGCAGCCCCCGUGGCUCUGAGGAGUACUAUUCCUUCCAUGAGUCAGACCUGGACCUGCCUGAGAUGGGCAGUGGCUCCAUGUCGAGCAGAGAGAUCGAUGUGCUUAUCUUCAAGAAGCUGACAGAGCUGUUCAGCGUACACCAGAUUGAUGAGCUGGCCAAGUGCACAUCAGACACUGUGUUCCUGGAGAAGACCAGUAAGAUCUCGGACCUUAUCAGCAGUAUCACACAGGACUACCACCUGGAUGAGCAGGAUGCUGAGGGCCGCCUGGUACGCGGCAUCAUUCGCAUCAGUACUCGAAAGAGCCGUGCCCGCCCACAGACCUCAGAGGGACGUUCGACUAGGGCUGCUGCUGCCCCUGACAGUGGCCACGAGACCAUGGUGGGCUCAGGUCUCAGCCAAGAUGAACUGACAGUGCAGAUCUCCCAGGAGACAACAGCAGAUGCCAUCGCCCGGAAGCUGAGGCCUUAUGGAGCCCCAGGGUACCCAGCCAGCCAUGACUCAUCCUUCCAGGGCACCGACACAGACUCAUCAGGGGCCCCCCUGCUCCAGGUGUACUGCUAACCCCCGCUGGGCCCAGCAGCCACAACCCCUUCUAGGAGAAGCACAGCCUGCAGAAUGAAGAAGGGGAGCAGGAGCUCCUUUGGGUGAGGCUGAGCCCUGAGUACAGAAGCACUGCCCACUCUGGAUCCUCCUGCUUUGGCUGACUGGCUCCUGGACCAUGCGCAUUUCACUAACCUUAAUGCCCACAUCCCCGACUGGCCUGACCCCUGCCUGGGGCUAUUCCUUUCUGCCCAUGGUCUUCAAAUGGCCUGAUCAUGGAAAGCACAGAGUUAGGAAUUACCUCCUGGGACUGAAUCCUGACUCUAUCCCCAUGAUACCCACCAAUCACGCAGAUUCCAACCUCCUUAGGGUACCCAACAGUUAAAAGAAGCUUGUCUUAAAAGAUUGCAUCGGGCAGUGAACACUGCCCACUCUGUUCUGUUAAACAGUUCUUAUUCUUGGCUGAUUGUCUACGUGUUAACAUGACCAUAGUUUGUAAGCACAAA
This is a messenger RNA of Nycticebus coucang (slow loris), 1819 nucleotides long. RefSeq names its product keratinocyte differentiation factor 1 (gene KDF1). Lineage: Eukaryota; Metazoa; Chordata; Mammalia; Primates; Lorisidae. The transcript is spliced from 4 exons. Gene Ontology annotation, cellular component: cell junction. The coding region runs from base 153 to 1334 and encodes 393 amino acids. The record is from RefSeq and is a predicted model, not a curated record. Gene Ontology annotation, biological process: keratinocyte development; regulation of epidermal cell division.